Drosophila elegans is the source of this 688-nucleotide messenger RNA. RefSeq lists its product as uncharacterized. The record is from RefSeq and is a predicted model, not a curated record. The transcript has a single exon. NCBI's taxonomy places the organism in Eukaryota, Metazoa, Arthropoda, Insecta, Diptera, Drosophilidae. The coding region runs from base 120 to 542 and encodes 140 amino acids.
CUGGCAAGGCGGAAAAGGACAUCAUUCACAGCUCUUGCUGCCAAGCAGUCACAGCUCGCUCUGUCACAGAUUUCAGUCUAUAUUAAAACCUAAAAGCAAAAUAAAGAUAAUCAUCUGAAAUGGAAAGCCAACGUAAUGCCGUCAGCCACCGACGCGGAGCUCGUCCGAGCGUGGGCUAUCUGCUGUUCCAGUACCAGAGCGAACUGACCCGCCGUCAUGCGGAACCCACGCGGCUGUCCCGCACCAAGAUCCACAUAAUCGACGGCCUGGUAUCGCGCACCAUCCGCCACAUGAAGAACUGCAGCAUGGAGGACCUGAAGGCCUGCAAGAGGGAGCUCGUCUACAAGGAGCAGCUGUGCGCUCAGCUCAAAAACAUGCGACGCAAACGGUCCUCCUCCGCCAACAACACCAAAAAUGGUGAAAAAGACAACAAGACUCAACCCACUGUAAGUGUCAAGGCGCCGAGUACUCCACCGAAACCACGAUCGUCCCGUGCCGGACCCCCCAAGAUGGACAUCGUCGGACCGGAAAUCUUUGUCUAAGUCAAACUUAUUCUAUUGCAAUUUCAAAUUCCAUAGUCUAGAACACACUUUAUCCUUAAUUGUUGACGAUUAAAAAUCAUAGAACAUGAUAUUGUAUAUACACAAAUACAUACUUAAAAAAGAAAACAAAAUAUAUGGCACUUUAA